AUGUUAGCAGUGGGGGCGAUGGAGGGCACCCGGCAGAGUGCAUUCCUGCUCAGCAGUCCGCCCCUGGCCGCCCUGCACAGCAUGGCCGAGAUGAAGACCCCGCUGUACCCCGCCGCCUACCCCCCGUUGCCCACUGGCCCCCCUUCCUCCUCGUCCUCGUCUUCCUCGUCCUCGUCGCCCUCCCCGCCUUUGGGCGCCCACAACCCCAGCGGCCUGAAGCCCCCAGCCGCAGGGGGGCUCUCGUCCCUGGGCAGUCCCCCGCAGCAGCUCUCGGCCGCCACCCCACACGGCAUCAACGACAUCCUGAGCCGACCCUCCAUGCCGGUGGCCUCUGGAGCCGCCCUGCCCUCAGCCUCUCCCUCUGGUUCCUCCUCCUCAUCUUCCUCGUCAGCUUCUGCUUCCUCCGCCUCUGCGGCGGCUGCCGCUGCUGCUGCGGCCGCGGCAGCUGCCUCAUCCCCGGCUGGGCUGCUGGCCGGCCUGCCCCGCUUCAGCAGCCUGAGCCCACCACCGCCGCCUCCUGGGCUCUACUUCAGCCCUAGUGCAGCAGCCGUGGCCGCGGUGGGCCGGUACCCCAAACCACUGGCCGAGCUGCCCGGCCGGACGCCCAUCUUCUGGCCAGGAGUGAUGCAGAGCCCGCCCUGGAGGGAUGCACGCCUGGCCUGUACCCCUCAUCAAGGAUCCAUUUUGUUGGACAAAGACGGGAAGAGAAAACACACGAGACCCACGUUCUCUGGCCAGCAGAUCUUUGCUCUGGAGAAGACCUUCGAACAAACGAAAUACUUGGCUGGGCCAGAGAGAGCUCGCUUGGCCUAUUCGCUGGGGAUGACGGAGAGUCAGGUCAAGGUCUGGUUCCAGAACCGCCGGACCAAGUGGAGGAAGAAGCACGCGGCCGAGAUGGCCACAGCCAAGAAGAAGCAGGACUCGGAGACCGAGCGGCUCAAGGGGGCCUCGGAGAACGAGGAAGAAGACGACGACUACAACAAGCCUCUGGACCCCAACUCAGACGACGAGAAAAUCACGCAGCUGCUGAAGAAGCACAAAUCCAGCAGCGGCGGCGGCGGCCUCCUGCUGCACGCGUCCGAGAACGAGGGCUCGUCCUGAGCGC
Molecule: messenger RNA, 1105 nt
Organism: Urocitellus parryii (Arctic ground squirrel)
Lineage: Eukaryota; Metazoa; Chordata; Mammalia; Rodentia; Sciuridae
Gene: Nkx6-1
Product: NK6 homeobox 1
Biological process (GO): cell differentiation; regulation of transcription by RNA polymerase II
Cellular component (GO): nucleus
Molecular function (GO): RNA polymerase II cis-regulatory region sequence-specific DNA binding; DNA-binding transcription factor activity, RNA polymerase II-specific
Source: RefSeq, a predicted model, not a curated record